This is a messenger RNA of Drosophila novamexicana, 8799 nucleotides long. RefSeq lists its product as uncharacterized. Gene Ontology annotation, cellular component: membrane. NCBI's taxonomy places the organism in Eukaryota, Metazoa, Arthropoda, Insecta, Diptera, Drosophilidae. The coding region runs from base 300 to 7259 and encodes 2319 amino acids. The transcript is spliced from 18 exons. The record is from RefSeq and is a predicted model, not a curated record.
GCAAACGAACGGAAAACGAAUUAAAAAAGGAAAAAAGCCCGCCAGGAACUGGAACUGCGCGCGGACCCCAAAAAGGUCGAGAGGCAGCACAGCGGAACGUUGGCAUGAAACGAAACGAACGCCCGGCGAUGGCGGCAGACAUGCAAAUUUAUGCAUUUUAAGUGCGGCAGCAACAACAACAACACGAAAGCAACAACAACAAGAGCCACAACGAAACACGACUAAAAGCAGAUUUUAAGCAAAUUAAUUAAAUUAACAUACACAUGGAAAUCGGAACCAAAAACAAUUAGCGCCACACUAUGGAAGCUGGAAAUGAAACAGCGGCUCUUGAUGAGGCGCAGCCACAUCAAGCAGCAGCAGAGGCGGUGGGCGUGGCAAUGGCAACAGAGACGUCAUUUAGCAACCAAGAGACUGAUAAAGCGGCCAUCACGAUGAAGUGCGUCAACGGAAACGCUGACAUAACUAAAACAACAACAACAGCAACAACAACGAACACACUCAGAUUGGAGGAUGUGGUUGCAUUUGUCAUGCCAGCCACAACAGAAGCGGCAAGAAGUGCAACACCACGCAGCACCACCAAAUCGAGCCAUGCCACAAAAUCGGCUGGCAGCAGUCGCAGCAGUUCGCUGCGCAAACAACGACGCGCCGCCGGCCUCAACAACAUGUUGUUGUUGGACGUUGCGGGCGGCGGGGGCGUUGCGUUGGGCGGUGGCGGCAGCGGCUGCGAUAUAAAAAUAUCGCAAUCGAUGACCUCGCUGCCGGCGGACGAGCUGCAGCAGGAGCGCCGCGAUACCAUCCAGGCCAAGCUGCAUCUGGAGCGGCCCUACAACAGCCUCAAGAAAAACUCACAGAGCGGCGGCAACAAGUGCUCCAGCAACAACAACAACAACAAUAACAAUAGCAACAACAACAGCGGCAGCAACAACAAAAUGCACCGUUACUCUUGGGGCAGCGGGCACAGCCACAGCAGCUCGACCAGCCUGCACAGCAGCGCCACACUUGGGCUGGGCUCGUCGGGCAAAGACGACCUCUGGGCGGCCAUUCAAACAAACUAUAAUUAUAUUAUGGACACAAACCUGUUGGAUACGUGCAAAGAGGCGCGGUUUGAAAUUGAGGAGGCGCAGCCCGCAUCACGCGAGUCCAAAUUUAUGGGAAGCCAGCUGCAUAUUCUGGAUGAAACGCAGCGACCGGAGGGUCUGUGCGAGGAUCCUAAGGAAUUGCGUCGCUGGCUACGCGACAUGGAAAACAAAUUGGAAAACGCACCAACUAUUUCGGAAUUAACAUUGUAUUGUAAUUCGGAGUUGCAGCGCCAUCUAGCAGUACACUCGGUGUUGUACCAUGAAAUUGUAUCACACGCUCGAGUUGUAAGCGCUUGCAUUCGCGCCGCCUCCGAAAGGGAACGGGAACGGGAACAAUCGCAGUUACAGCAACAACCCGCAUCUCUCACCAGCAAUUGCUCCAGUGAAUCAACCAGCGAUUCGGUGACCAAAUCGCAUAGUCUCAGCAGCGGCUUCGCCUCUGAUGCAGCCCACUUGACCACGCCCAGCAGCACAGCGGCAACAACUGGCACUGGAGUCGUCGCAGCUGGCGGCGGCAGCACAGCUCAUCCCAGGAAGGGUGAGGGCAAUUUGGAGCGACUACGCGAUCGGUAUCAUCUGAUCUAUUUGAAGGCCUUUGAGCUGCAACUCUGCCUCGACAAUUUACUGCGCAAACGCAGCUCCACAGCGAACGGCUUGGAUGACGACGACGAUACUGAAGACGAUUCAUUUGGUUACGAGGGCGAAGGCGACGGCGACGGCGACGGCGACGCUGCCACCGAGGACGAUCUGAACGAGGUUGCCUCCGAUUUGGACUUGGAGUGCGAGAGUGGUUGUGCGCCGAGUCACAACUCGACGGAGCUGUUGCAACGUUGUCAGCUAACUGCCACAGAGAUUGUUGCCGCCAACGUUCAGGCCGAGGAUCAGUCACGCGAUUGUAUCGCAACCCAAAAGCCUGGUGACGAGGCCGACGAGGAGCCAGAGGAGGAGGACGACGACGAGGCAGACGUUGUUGAUUUUGUGAUUGCCAAACGCGCCUGGCGUCCAUCCAAAAUCACAAAUCAUCUCAGUCACAGUCACAGCAACUCACCCGCCGCAGCAGCCACGCUCACCGACUUCGAGGCCGACUCCGAGAGCAGCGAUCUGGAGCAGGUGCAGCAAUUGCGACGAGGCGGCGCUGGUGGUGGCGGUGGCAGCAGCCUACUCAUCAAUCAGCGACGUGUGGUGCUGCCCAUCAUUACGCACAGCACACAGCUGCACCACCAUCAACUGACAGUGAGUCAUGUGCUAGACAUGUCGCAGGCCAGCAGCAGCAACAACAACAGCAGCAGCUCCACGCCCAAUUUGGCUAAUUUGUCGCUGUUGCAGACGCGACACGGCAACGUCAAAAUGUUGCCACCACAGUGCCACAAUGGCGUCAAGCCGAAGAGCAUUGCCGUCGCCGUAAUCACACCCAAUACCCAUAAUCAUAGCCAUCAUAAUGGCCAUGGACAUGGCCAUGGACACGGUCACGGUCACGGACACGGACAUGAGCUGAACAAGUCGCCAACGGUGCUGAGAAAGGCGGCAACACAUCGCGGCCAUCACAAUGACACCUCCAAGUUCAAUCGUUCCAAUCGCAAGUCCAAGAACUGCGCCAUCUUCUACUUCAAGCAUUUGGAUACAGACAAUGAGACGAGCGGCACCGCUGGCACCGAUGCUGCCGGCGAGGGGGAUGCUCGUCAGUCCAGCGAAAUACUGAAAUCGGCUGAUGCCUCAUCGGAUGACGACGACGAAGGUUGGCUCUACACAGCAGCAACAGCAACAGCAGCAGCAGCAACAACAACAACAACUGCAACAGCAGCAGCAGAAACAUCCACAGUCGAUGGUCUGCAGUCGGCUGCCAUCUCGUCGACAACCUCUGGCGCCGUUGCAGGAGUCAGCGUUGGGCCCAGCGACGACUCUGAUAAGGAGAACAAGGAGACGCUGGUGACCACAACUGCUGCAACUGCUGUUGUUGCAAUUGCAACUGGCAGCACUGGCAACAGCAGCAACUACGACAGCAGCAGCGCCUGCUCCUCGUCCAAUUCGAACGGUGUCCAUACGGAGACCUCGGCCACGUCGCGGGUUACCCAAAUGCAGCGCAGCGUUGUCGACAUGGACAUUCAGUUGCAAAUCUGCAAUGGCAGCGCCAGCGAUGGCAGCAGCAGCACCAACACAAGACACAUCAUUAGCAACAAUUGCUACAAACAACUGAAUCACAAGCAACAACAACAGUCGCGCUUGGACUCUAAACAGCAACAGCAACUGCUGAAAAUGGGCGCCAAUCUGGAGAACGCUGAUGAGGCAACUGUUGCUGAUAAUGCAAAUGGAAAUGCAGCACAGCUGCAGUCUAUGUGCCACAACAACAACAGCAGCAGCAGCAGUUUCUAUAGCCGCGCCGACAUCUGCAACAUCAGCGUUUGGCCCACUGAGAUGAGCAACUGCAGCAAUGGAAAUCCAAUUCCGAAUGGCCAACAGAAUGGUGGCAAUCGUUUGCCACCCCGCUCGCCGGCCAAGUCCGCCAAGUCGACCAAAUCGCAGGCGAGCAGCAGCAAUGCGACUAUGUCGCCAGCAAAGUGCAAGGUCUCGCAUGAUUCAAUCAAGCAGCUUGUGCUCGAAGCAGAGCAUUUGGUGCGCGACGCUCAGGAGGCAGCGUUGAAGACGCCAACGAAGCAGAAACAUUCCAUCAUCAAAAUCUCCUCGACGGUCAAGAAGCGCGAACUGACCAUGCCCGGUCCCAUCAAGCAGCGUGUCGAGGAAUGGCUGGAGCAUCAGCCGUCGACGCCGCAGCUGUUGACGCGCAGCCACGCCCUUGAGGCGCCCAGCAAGCCGGAUGACUGCGAGGCAUCCGGCGAGGCCAGCGAAACGGAUUCCAUGCCGCAAACGGGUCUCGUUUGUGGCGGCAACUCGGACUCCUCGGAGGGCUUCACCGACUCGAUUGCGACGUGCCUGCAGACGAGCACCAAUUCGUAUGGCAACUCGACGGAACGCAUUGGCGGCUCCGCCGAGCCAAUUGGCCAGCCUGCCACGCCCCUGGGCUAUGGCAGCAGCAAUCAAAGCCUGAACGUGAAGAUCGUCAAGCGUCCGCAGACGCGUCGCAAGUCGGAGCGUCCCUGGUCCGUCUCCUGCCUGUCGCAGCUGACCACCGAUGCCGCUCAGCUGACCACAACGAUUGCCGCCGUCGGCCAGAGCUCGCCGCCGGGCCUGGCCAGCCAUUCGAUCAGCGAGAGUGCUUUGGACUCGCUGUCGCCGGGCCCACGGGCACGUGCCGCCUCCUCCUCGGGCACGGGCAGCAAUGCGGCACGCAAAGCAGACAGCAAGGGUUCGCUGCGGCGCCGGCGUGCCCGCAAGAAGCGCAUGUCUGCCGCCUCCGGCGGCAAGAAGUCCGACUCAGGCUCGGAGGCGCAUGGCGAUCUCACGCAGACGCUCAUGAAAUCCUGCGAGUCGAUGUCCUCGCAGCAGCUGCAAGAGUUCACCAAUGCACUGCUGAGCAUACAAAAGGGCAGUCCCAAGACGGACGAGCCCACGAACACCGAGGCCGAUGCCGAGUCCCAGCUAAUGGUGCCCAAGUUCCGUGUGGGCUCCUUCACCACAGCCGCUUUGAUGGCCAGCGAAAUCCGUUUGGGCGCCCUCGCCGCCCUCUCCAACUACAUGCACGAGGACGAGCAGCAAGCAGAGCUGAGCACUGAGGAGCAUCACAGCAGCAUCUCGGAGACAGCCUGGGACAACUAUCAAGAGAAAUACAAUUCGGAGAACUAUUCGGAGGGCUUUGAUUCGGAUGCGGCGCGUCGUCUCUUGGAAUUCGGCGAUGACUAUCGCAAUUUCAUUGACUCGCAGUCGGAUUGCUGCAGUUCGCUGUCGGCGGCCAACAAUUUGGAUUCGUUUUCGCCGCCGCGCAUGGACUCGCUGCAGCAGCACGAGCAGAAGGUCCUACACAUCACCCAGGAGACGAUCAGCAGCAGCGUGGACCACGCCCGUCGCCAGCGCGCCCUCGAGCUGCAGUACGAGCGACGCCGCAGGACGCUCGAAGUGCGACGCAAGUCGUGUCAAGACAUGGCGGAGGCCAUCAGCUGCCAGACGGAACAGCAGCAACAGCAGCAGGCGACCACCGCGAACCUGUCCUCCUCGGCCACGGCCCUGAUGACGCCCAAGCAUGCGUUGGCCAGCCAGCAGCUGCCUGCAGCCGCCCGUAAUGAAUCUGUGGGCCGCAAACUGGAAUUCGGCGCCGGCAUGAGCCACUCGGCCCAGUCGCUGUUGCGUCGCACCUCGGAGAGCGACACCUCGACCCGACGUCGCCGCACCGUGACCGCCGAUGAGCGCAGACGCUCGUCGCGCAAUCUGGAGAAGUGCAUCAAGCUGAUACCGGCGACGUCCUCGUCGAGUGGCGAUGAUUCCGAGGAUGGGGAACAGGAGAUGCGCUCCCUGUUGCAACAGAGCCGCGACAGACUCGAGGAUACGCGCGCCCUCAAGAUACGCUGUCAUCUGCUGCGACCCGAGGAUUAUAACGAGAUAAUCAACACUUGCCGUGACAAUAUACGCUGCCUGGAGGCCGUGCUGAGGGGUCCGCCUGGCACGGUGCUAUCGACACACUGCGCCGGUCAGACAAAAGAUCUAUUGGCUGCUUGGGAGGAUCUGCUUAACUGGAGCGAGAAUGCGGCAAGCGCACGCAAGCUGCAGCAGGAGAUGAGCGCAUUGAAGCACACGCUGCGCCGCCUGGGCGAUAAGUCCACGCCGGAGCUGCUCGACACAGAGCCGGCCAUACAGAUAGCCGUCGAGGCCUUAAAGCUCGAGCAGACACAGUUGAGCAGCUAUCGCACCAACAUGCUGCGCCUGAACGCCUCGGUGCACAGUUGGCUGACGCGCCAGGAGCGGCGUCUACAACAGGAGCAGCUGCAGCAGCAGCUGCAACAGGAGUCCGAACAACUUCAACAGAAAAAGGAGCAAGAGCAGCGGCACGAGCAGCAGCAGCAGCAAGCAGAACUGAAGCCUGCUGCUGCCGGCGGCGUGGUGGCCAUCACUGUAACUGACAGCAAUGGCAACCAGGUGGUGGAAGCCUCCACGGGCACCUGCGAUGUGUCCAGCCUAAUGAGCGCCGAGCAGGAGUUCCACAAGCAUCUCAAAGAUGAGGUCAGCGACAUGUACAGCGCCUGGGACGAGGCAGAUGCCAGAAUCAAUUCGCAGCUGGAGAUGCUCACGAAUUCAUUGAUUGCCUGGCGCCAGCUCGAGUGCGGGCUGAGCGAGUUUCACCUGGCCCUGGGCCAGGAUCGCGGCACACUCAAGGGCCUGGAGGGCGCCCUGGACAAGGGACAGGCGACGCCUGUCGAGCUGGCACAGAACGUCAAGCUGGUGGCCAAGCUGCUCUCGGAGAAGGUGAACGUUAGCCAGGAGCAGCUGCUCGCCGUGCAGCAGCAUCUCGAUCCCAAUCAUAUCUAUCACAUUGCCAAGUUUACCGCCUCGAACGGCUCGCUCUCCGAUUCGGGCAUCUCGGACGGCGGCGCCACCUCCGAUGGCGGCCUGUCCGAGCGUGAACGACGCCUGGGCGUGCUGCGUCGCCUGGCCAAGCAGCUGGAGCUGGCUUUGGCGCCGGGCAGCGCUGCCAUGCGCUCUAUCGCAGCGCGCAUGGAGAGUGCCGAGGCGGAGCUUAAGCAGCUGCAGAAUACAUGCCGCGAUUUGAUUGUGCGCACCGCCGCCUCGCACCAGCAGAAGCAGCAGCAGCAGGAGAAGCAAAAGGAGCAGCUGGCCAAUGGACCUGCCAAGCAGCUCGCUGGCAAAUCCCAAACGCAGUCGACCAAGCGCAGAAACGCGCGCAAAACGCGUCAAAUCGACGCUGAGCAGCAUAUGGAGCAGCCGGAACAGCGUGCUUCUCUCCGCAAAGAACAGGAGCAACAGGUUGUCGAGCAGCUGCAGCGCAUUGUCGCCGCCGGCGGCGGUGGUGGUGGUGGGGAUGACGAUCCGCCCGAGGAGCCAGCCGCCGCACUGCUGGACAGCUCCGAGGAGGAUGAGGAUGCCGAUGGCGCCUCCAAGAAGCGUCGCGGCUGGGCGUGGCGCAUCGCGAGGGCAGCUGUGCCCAUGCAGCUGGCGCUGUUCACGUUCUUCUGCGCCGCCUGCAUGAUGCAGCCCAACUGCUGCGACAAUCUCAACAAUCUGUCCAUGAGUUUUACGCCUCAGCUGCGCUAUAUACGCGGCCCGCCUCCGAUUUGAGCGGCGCGUGCUGUGCGUUUUUCGCCGCAUGCGAAACGCGCGCACGUUUUUAUGUAGGCAACAAAAAAUAAUUUACUUAAGACGAGUAUCGUUAAGCAAUCUAACAGCCAGUUAGAUGUCAGUGCAGGCGACAAGCAGCCUGACAUUCGGGCGACCUCAAAGUGGAACCCGACAAUGAGGCGACCACGGCGCGUUUCAGACGCGUUUCGCACGCGCUUCGAACGCGGUUUGCGUUUAAAUACGCGCACGCGCGCGCGUCUUGCAGCAGUUAGAAUUUUUUUUCGUGUGUGUUUUUUGUCUUUUACAAAACGGAGGCACUUAGUUUUUUUUUUAUGUUUAAAUGUGCGAAACGGCAUGCUUAAGAUAUAUCCCACAUAGAUUUUGAUUUGAUUUGAUUUGUUGGAUUGUUUCGUGUUUAUCUUAAGAGUUUGAUUGCGGUUCUUACAAACAUAUUUUUUACGAGGAAGCGUUUAAAAUUAAGUGCAAAAAAAAACACAAGUUUAAGCUCAACUUUAGCAAGUACAGGAAGAAAACAGAGCGGAAGGUCAAGAGUUCAUGACACAACAUGGAGAGGAAAGAAAAUAAGGAAAAACAAAAAUUCGUAUCGUACUUAGUGCAGGAUAUUGGGAGCACGCAACUCGCCCACAUAUCGAGCAACACAUUUAUAAUGGCAUGACAAACUCCAGUUAUUAGAAAUACAAUUUACAAUACGUUUCGCUUAAUUUCGGAAACUUUUCUGUUUGAAAAACACGUAAAGUGCCUACAAGGACCCAACACAAUGGAUGUGGGCCCACAGCGAAAGCGAAACCUUUAAGAAAGAGUCGAAAAGGGAUAAGGAAAUAAAAAGAAAGUGAAAGGUGAGUGCAUAUCGAAACGUUUAAGAAAGAGAAGAGAGAGAGAGGCGAGAGAUCGAGUGCAUAUCGAAACGUUUAAGAAAGAGAAGAGAGAGAUAUACGCAAGAGUCGAGUGCAUUUCGAAACGUUUAAGAAAGAGAAGAAGAGAAAUCGAGUGCAUAUCGAAACGUUUAAGACAGAGAAGAAGAGAAAGAGAGAGAGAGAGAGAGAGAGAGAGAGGCGAGUGCAAAUCGAGAAAAAGGCAACAUAGCAAAACAGAAGCUAAGCCCAAACUAAAUACAAAAGCAACGGCGGAAGUGCUUUCAUUUGGCACGCGCCAAAACCAGUUGAGAAUUAGAGUUUCUAUUUUUAUAUGCAAUGCAAUUUAUAUGAACACAGGAACAGUUUUUGUCCACCUUGCGCUCUAUUUAAUAUUCAGUCUUAUGUCUAUUAUAUUAAUAGGAUAAAUUCGAAAACCCACAAAACAGAGAAAUGAAACAGAGAUCAGAGUUAAUUUGUACGUGUAUCUAAGGCUAUCUAACAGCUAAACUAUGUUUAGGUUGUACUUCUUAUUUGGCAACAACAAUUAAAUUAUAAACUAUUUAUAAGUUUCGUAAUCUUGUGAGUUUUUCCAAUUUUGAAUGCAAACAAAAAACACUACAAAAACUACAACAAAAAAAAAACCUAUGUGAAAAACAAAAUAUAAA